AAGAUGUCUUCUAAGGACUUUCGAGAAAGCAGACUGAGGUUCUCGGACUGCCUUAAUGGCCAGCGCUGGAUAUUCCUGAAAAAAGGUCUAGAUGACUUCAGAGAUGGCUUUCCUCCUUCACCUGAUAACAUGAUUGUGUAUGGUAGAAAGAGGCCUGUCUCAAUUACCCUUCAAAACAGCACACUGAAAUCUUUGUCCACAGUUCCAUGGAAGAAAAAGAAGUGGGCCAAAAUGCAGGUCUGUCUUUCCAAGCUCAGCCCGCUGCAGCAAGCCCGGAGGGAUUAUGUUGCACAGAUAGAGUGCUGUCUGAACCAGCAUCCCUUAGGGCUCUACCCACGCUUGGAAAAAAGUAUCUCCCCAAAGCUCUUGAAAGAGGUUGCUGGUGUCCUGGAUCCUGAAAUGCUUUUGAAGAGCAAGGCUGGCUACAACGACUAUGAAGAGGAGAACCAACCCCUUCAGGAGGUGCUGAAUCACAUGGAGGACGCGCAAAGCCAAGUAACAGCUUCCAAGACACAAGUACAGUGAGUACAGGACAACAUGAAGACAGCAACACAAAUGGC
Messenger RNA from Gymnogyps californianus (California condor), 560 nucleotides. It is a transcript of the gene FAM47E, whose product is annotated as family with sequence similarity 47 member E. Lineage: Eukaryota; Metazoa; Chordata; Aves; Accipitriformes; Cathartidae. The record is from RefSeq and is a predicted model, not a curated record. The coding region runs from base 4 to 525 and encodes 173 amino acids. The transcript has 2 exons.